ACGGUGUCUCGUUCUCGCUGUGAGAAAAGGCGGGGAGGGAGGCGGUCGCGUUCCGUGAGGCGAAGGAGCAGGAAGCGCUGCCACCGAGCCAGGAGCCAGUCAGUGCGUGCCCCGGAGCGAAGGGGGGUAGACUCUGGGCUGGUGAAAGAAGGAUCUGUACGGCGAGGGGCGGCACCAGAGGACUGACCUCUUUCAUCUCCCCUCCCCAAAUCCUGCGUUUUACAAUCCACCGGGAACUCCGUUUUGAAGCCGCGCGGCCCUCCCGGCGUUUGGGUGACUCCGAGAGUCCCGGAGGGCGGCCGAGGAGGAUGUCGGGCGGCAGUGGCGGCAGCCGGGAAGAGGAGCGGCGCAAGCUGGCCGACAUUAUCAACCACUGGAACGCGAACCGGCUGGACCUGUUCGAGAUCAGCCCCCCCACUGAGGAUUUGGAAUUCCAUGGAGUUAUGAGAUUUUAUUUUCAAGACAAAGCAGCUGGAAAUUUUGCAACUAAGUGUAUCCGUGUGUCUAGCACUGCCACAACACAGGAUGUAAUAGAGACACUUGCAGAGAAAUUCCGUCCAGAUAUGCGAAUGUUGUCAUCCCCUAAAUACUCGCUUUAUGAAGUGCAUGUCAGUGGAGAAGAAAGAAGAUUGGAUAUUGAUGAGAAACCUCUUGUUGUGCAAUUAAAUUGGAACAAAGAUGAUAGAGAAGGACGGUUCGUACUCAAGAAUGAAAAUGAUGCACUUCCUCCAAAGGCUCAAAGCAAUGGCCCUGAAAAACAAGAGAAAGAGGGAGUGAUCCAGAACUUCAAACGAACUCUAUCAAAGAAAGAAAAGAAGGAAAAAAAGAGGCGAGAGAAAGAAGCAUUGCGGCAAGCUUUGGAUGAUAGACCAUUUCAUGGGGAUGAUAUUGAGAAUUCUCGUCUUGCAGCAGAAGUCUACAAAGACAUGCCUGAAACCAGUUUCACUCGCACAAUAUCCAAUCCAGAGGUGGUAAUGAAACGACGGAGGCAGCAAAAACUAGAGAAGAGAAUGCAAGAGUUCCGGAGCUCUGAUGGCAGGCCAGAUUCAGGUGGAACACUGAGGAUUUAUGCAGACAGUUUGAAACCAAAUAUACCAUACAAGACAAUCCUACUAUCCACUACAGAUACUGCAGAUUUUGCAGUUAUUGAAGCUCUGGAGAAGUAUGGUUUGGAAAAGGAAAAUCCCAAGGAUUACUGUAUUGCUCGUGUCAUGCUUCCUCCCGGCGCGCAACAUUCUGAUGAUAAAGGUGCUAAAGAAUCUGUUCUUGAUGAUGAUGAGUGCCCACUUCAGAUAUUCAGGGAAUGGCCAAGUGACAAAGGAAUAUUAGUCUUUCAGUUGAAAAGGCGGCCACCUGAUUAUGUCCCAAAGAAGUCAAAGAAACAAAUUGAUGGAAAGCCAUUAAAAGGAAAGGAAAGAGUUGACGGGUCUGGUUAUGGCUCUUCCCUUCCUCCAGAGAAACUACCUUAUCUGGUUGAAUUAAGUCCAGAUGGUUCUGAUUCCAGAGAUAAACCAAAGCUCUAUCGUUUGCAGUUAAGUGUGACAGAAGUUGGUACUGAAAAAUUUGAUGACAACUCUAUUCAGUUGUUUGGUCCAGGAAUUCAGCCUCAUCACUGUGACCUCAGUAAUAUGGAUGGAGUUGUUACUGUUACUCCAAGAAGCAUGGAUGCUGAGACAUAUGUGGAAGGUCAGCUGAUUUCAGAGACCACUAUGCUGCAAAGUGGUAUGAAGGUUCAGUUUGGGUCCUCUCAUGUAUUUAAAUUUGUGGACCCCAUUCAGGAUCACAUUCCUAAAGGACGUCUAGACACUGGACACAUGGUCAAAGGACUGCGACACAAAGCUGGAGCUGUACAAGAAACAACAUUUGAUUUGGAGGGAGACAUCCAUAGUGGAACAGGAUUACCUGCAAGCAAGAGCACCAACAGAUUGGAUAGUGACAGAAUAUCAACAUCCAGCACUGCUGAACGAGGCAUGGUGAAGCCAAUGAUAAGGAUAGAACAGCAGCAGGAUUACCGGAGGCAGGAUGGCAGACCACAGGAUGCACAUGGGCCUGAAUUGAUAUUACCUGCCAGCAUUGAAUUCAGGGAAAGCUCUGAAGAUGCCUUUUUGUCUGCCGUUAUAAAUUACACCAAUAGCUCAACAGUUCAUUUUAAGCUGUCUCCCACUUACGUCUUGUACAUGACAUGCCGGUAUGUAUUGUCGAGCCAGUACAGACCUGACAUCAGUCCUGCUGAACGUAGUCACAAAGUUAUUGCGAUAGUGAACAAGAUGGUGAGCAUGAUGGAAGGAGUUAUACAGGAGGUAGACCAGGUUGAUCAGAAACAGAAGAAUAUUGCAGGGGCACUUGCUUUCUGGAUGGCAAAUGCAUCUGAGCUGCUAAACUUCAUAAAGCAGGAUCGAGACCUUAGCCGUAUUACACUAGAUGCACAGGAUGUUUUGGCACACUUAGUUCAAAUGGCAUUCAAAUAUCUGGUCCAUUGUCUUCAGUCGGAGCUUAACAACUACAUGCCUGCAUUUCUUGAUGAUCCAGAAGAAAAUAAUCCUCAAAGGCCUAAAAUAGAUGAUGUCUUGCAUACUCUAACUGGAGCCAUGUCCCUGCUGCGACGCUGUAGAGUGAAUGCUGCACUAACAAUACAGCUCUUCUCCCAGCUGUUUCACUUUAUCAACAUGUGGCUUUUUAAUAGAUUGGUUACUGAUCCAGAUUCAGGAUUAUGUUCACAUUACUGGGGAGCCAUCAUCCGCCAGCAGCUGGGACAUAUUGAAGCCUGGGCUGAAAAACAGGGCUUGGAGCUAGCUGCUGACUGUCACCUUAGCAGGAUAGUACAAGCAACAACACUACUUACUAUGGAUAAAUAUUCACCUGAAGACAUUCCAAAUAUUAACAGUACCUGCUUUAAACUCAAUUCUCUUCAACUGCAUGCAUUGCUACAGAAUUAUCACUGUGCCCCAGACGAACCAUUUAUCCCAACAGAGUUAAUAGAAAAUGUUGUUGCAGUGGCUGAAAAUACUGCUGAUGAGCUGGCUCGUAGUGAUGGCAGGGAAGUUCAGCUAGAAGAAGAUCCUGAUCUACAACUACCUUUUCUUUUGCCAGAAGAUGGCUAUUCAUGUGAUGUGGUCAGAAACAUCCCAAAUGGAUUACAAGAAUUUUUAGAUCCACUUUGCCAAAGAGGAUUUUGUAGAUUAACACCUCAUCCACGCUCACCAGGAACAUGGACAAUCUAUUUUGAAGGUGCAGAUUAUGAAAGCCAUCUAUUACAAGACAAUGCUGAUCUGGCUCAGCCAUUGAGAAAGGAACCUGAGAUAAUCACUGUGACUCUAAAAAAACAAAAUGGGAUGGGCCUGAGCAUUGUGGCUGCAAAGGGUGCUGGUCAAGAUAAACUUGGAAUCUAUGUGAAGUCUGUGGUAAAAGGGGGUGCUGCAGAUGUGGAUGGUCGGCUGGCUGCCGGGGAUCAGUUGCUUAGUGUGGAUGGACGCAGUUUAGUUGGACUGUCCCAAGAAAGGGCAGCAGAGCUGAUGACCAGAACAGGAUCAGUGGUAACACUGGAAGUGGCAAAACAAGGAGCAAUUUAUCAUGGUCUAGCAACUCUGCUUAACCAGCCAUCACCGAUGAUGCAAAGAGUUUCAGACCGCCGUGGUUCAGGCAAACCCCGACCAAAGAGUGAAGGUUUUGAGCUAUAUAACAAUUCUGCUCAGAAUGGAUCACCUGAGAGUCCUCAGCUGCCUUGGACAGAAUAUAAUGAACCAAAGAAGUUGCCAGGGGAUGACAGACUGAUGAAGAAUCGAGCUGAUCACCGAUCCAGUCCCAAUGUAGCAAAUCAGCCUCCAAGUCCUGGGACCAAGAAUGCUUAUGUGGCUGGGACUACUAACAAGAUAACAUCAGUCUCUACUGGAAAUCUCUGUACAGAGGAACAAAUACUACCAUCCAGACCUGAAGCAUAUCCAAUCCCAACACAAACUUACACCAGGGAAUAUUUUACAUUCCCAGCCUCCAAGUCCCAGGAUAGAAUGGGUCCUGCUCAGAAUCAGUGGUCAAACUAUGAAGAGAAACCCCAAAUUGCAACAGAAAGUAACCAUUAUAUCAGCACUGCAAUGCAGCGUGUAACCCGUUCUCAGGAAGAAUUGCGAGAUGAUAAAGUUUAUCAGCCAGAAAGGAAUCGAUUAGAGGUUGUAAUACAAAAAGAUGUGGAGUAUUUUGAUAGGAAAUCUGAUAGUGACCCAUGGAUGAAUUCUUCUGUGGAUUCUAGUACCUCAAGCCAAGAGCAUCUGAACCAUUCCACUAAAUCCCUCCCCCUUGGAUCUUGUUUAACCAAAAGUGGACCUGGCCGCUGGAAAACUCCUAUAGCUUCUCAACCAGUAUCACUGGCAGCUUCCCAGACUACUAGAACAGAUCUUCCUCCUCCUCCCCCUCCACCCCCAGUACACUAUGCAGCUGACUUUGAUGGACUGCAGAUGGAUUUGCCUUUGCCACCACCUCCACCUCCUUCAAGCCAGUUAGGGACACAAUCAUCAUCUCAGGUUGCUGCUGCAGAGAGGAAAAAAAGAGAAGAACAUCAAAGGUGGUAUGAGAAAGAAAAAGCUCGUUUAGAGGAAGAGCGUGACAGGAAGCGUCGGGAACAGGAACGAAAACUGGGACAAAUGCGUGCUCAACCACUAAUUCCUGCUCAGUCUUUACUUCCUCCAGUGACUGUUCAGCAAGUAAAGCCAGAAAAGCCUUCAACAUUGCAGAGGUCCCAGGAAACUGUCAUUAGAGAACUGCAGCCUCAGCAGCAGCCCCGAACUAUUGAGCGAAGAGAUCUGCAAUACAUCACUAUAAGCAAAGAAGAGUUGUCCUCUACUGAUAGCCUGUCUCCUGAUCCUUGGAAAAGAGAUGCUAAGGAGAAGCUGGAGAAGCAACAGCAGAUGCACAUUGUGGACAUGCUGAGCAAAGAGAUUCAAGAACUUCAAAACAAGCCGGAUCGUAGUGCUGAAGAGAAUGACCGCCUGCGAAAACUCAUGCUGGAGUGGCAGUUCCAAAAACGUCUCCAAGAAUCAAAGCAAAAAGAUGAGGAUGAAGAUGAUGAAGAAGAUGAUGAUAUAGACACUAUGUUGAUUAUGCAGCGGCUGGAAGCUGAAAGAAGAGCAAGGCUACAGGAUGAAGAGCGCAGACGGCAGCAGCAGUUGGAAGAGAUGCGAAAACGGGAAGCAGAAGACAGAGCCCGGCAAGAAGAAGAGCGCAGGCGCCAAGAGGAGGAGCGGACAAAGCGAGAGGCAGAACAAAAGAGGCGACAGGAAGAAGAAUAUUACAACCGCUUGGAGGCUGAAAGGCGCCGUCAGCAUGAUGAGGCAGAACGGAGAUUGCUGGAACCUGAUGAGCCUGGUCUGUACAGACCUCCGCUUCCACGGGAAUAUGAAUUCCCACCCCUGCCCCCUUCAUCUAAUGCUCCUCCUCCCCCACCUCAACGAAACACCUCUUACCUCAAAACACAGGUCCUCUCCCCUGAUACGAUUUACACUGCCAAGUUUGUUGCAUACAAUGAUGAUGAGGAGGAGGAGGAUUCCUGCCUAGCAACAGGUCAGGAUAAGUACUCCAGUACAAGAAAGUCUUAUGGUGACCUUCCUCCUGCCACCCCUAAACCACAGCAGCCCUCACGCCAGCCACGCCCAGCCUCAGAUGGCAUCUUCCUUUCCAACUCAUUCCAGCCAUCCUCGGUCAAUGCCAACAGUACUGCUUACAAACUGAACCAUCCCCCUCCCCUACCAAACAAACCAAGUUUCAUCAACCCCAGCAACUCAAAAGGAUCAAACUCUUACACUGGAUCUACUGGAGCAAUUGCAGGAUCACAGGAAUCCUAUCUGGACCCAAGAGAUAAAAAAUCAAAAAGUCAAGAUGGAGAUUUACCUGGUGCUCCAGAAAACUUGACUUUCCGGGAGCGACAGAGACUAUUUUCCCAAGGCCAGGAUGUAUCCAAUAAAGUAAAAGCUUCUAGGAAAUUAAUGGAACUGGAAAAUGAAUUGAAUACAAAAUAGGGUAAAAUGCACCUUAUCAAAAUAUUUGAAAAAUCUUGGUGAGACUGGGAAAGGGGCUGUUCAAGAAGAGGGAAGUGUCUUCUAAUAAAAUAAGAUGGAAUUCUCCAUCAGGACUUUUUGAAAUUUAGAUGUGUUGCAAUAGCAAGAAAACCAAUUCUUAUCAAGAGCUUGUGGUUUAUACAAUUAAAGCACUGUAAGAUAUAUUUUACUUAUAAGAAUCAAGUAUCAUUAUGUUCUUUUCCCCCAAUCCAUUCCCUUGGGGGGUGGGGGUUUAAGUACUUCUGCAAUAGUUCUGGGUUACACUUGUUGAAGAAUAGUUGUUUCCUGGUCUCUUACAGAAAAACUUUGCUAGCUGCUGAGCAGAGAGUGGCUAUAGCUUGAACUGCCUAAACUAUAAUGUGUGCACAGACUUGUUGAUGUAUAGAUUUUUUGAUACUAAUUCCAAGGUGGCAUACAGAUUGUGAGCAUAUCAGUGAAAACUAGGGUUGGUGUCAAUGGUUUCUUUGGAUAAAUUCUUGCAGUAAAAUAACUUGAAUACCUUUAAUAUAAAAGGGCUGCAUGUGAGUAAUCCUCAGACACAGAAUGGUUCUCCCUUUGUCCUUUGGACAUCAAAUACUUGAUUUAGCUGAAUGACAGUCCAUUAAUGUCACAAGAGAUUCACCUUUCAGUUUUUCAACAGUUUCUCCUUCAUUCCAACACUGAACUACUAACUGCUUCUUAUAUUUGAGAGUUUAAAAAUCUGUUUGGUGACAGCUGAAGUAAGACUGGGAAAAUGUGGGUGAACAUAGUGGGUGUGAAGUGCAUGCAUAUGUGAAUGGAGGCUACAGAGUUUUAAUACUAUAUAGAAAUUCCAGAAAUAAGCAAUAGGGAUUAAGCUGCUUUUCAUAGCACACUGUAGCCAAGACAAAACCAAAGCUGAAUAUUCACAAAAGGAAGGACUAAAAAGUCAGUUACCAUUAACUAGCAUAUUAAGUACUACUUUGAGGGGGUAAAUGGCAUAAAAAUGCCACAACUGCAGUGAGAAACAAUAAAGCAAUGCCUGUCAAUAAGAAUUUCAUUGAGGUAACUUGACAGUACUCUAGCAGAACAACACUAGUUGUUCAUGUUGAGAGAAAUGCUAGUCAAGCUGCUUGUCUGGUUUAUUAGUGUCCUUUUCCUUUAUACUGUAGAAAUUAUUGGCAGUUCAAGCUAUUUUUCACACUAUAUUGCAGCAUUAUUUAAUUUUAAAUGGUUGAAAUUUUUCUCCCACUGUUUUUCAGCUAUGCAUAUAUGGCUGAUGAUGCUGAGAAUAAGGACCUCAUCAGAAUUUGUUUCUCAUUGUGUGAUGUUUAAAAUGAAUAUAUUAUAUUGUGAUUCUAAGCAAAUUUUCUAUUUGAUGAAGCCCUUAAUUGGGUUUUAGAUGAAUUUUCUGUAUAAUACGUUCUCUUAUAAAUAUAUAUUUAGGGAAUUAUGCACUCUUCCAAAUGCAGAGGGUAGACUUUCACUGCCUUAGAAAUCACUUUUAAUAAGAGUUGUAUGAUAAAUAAAUGCAAGUUAAUAUUAAAUUGGAGUGUACAUAUUUUUUUUACAUAUUUCAGGUUUCUUAUUUGAAAGUGUGCUUUUACCGUUCACCUGUUAAAUAUGAAGUAGGAGAUUAAAUUGGUUGGAAGUGUUAAUGAAGGAUUUUUAUGCUUGCUGUGUCUGUUAAUCAGGAAAAGCAAGCCUUUCCAGAUUUAUUUUGAGAACACUAGAUAUGCUGUGGCUGGAUACUGUUGCUGCUAGAACUGAAGCAAAGAAAUGGCACCUAACAUGGAGUGGAUUUGACUGCUAUUGGGCAUUCAGGUCACGUGUGGGUAUGAGUAAAAGUGCUUUUCAUAACUGUGCAUUGUUACGGAAAAAACAUCAAAACUGCUGUAGUUUCCCAUUUCUACUGUAUUUCACUUGCAACCUAUUUUUAAUAAACUUUGUAUUGUAUUUAACUUUGCACUGUACAA
This is a messenger RNA of Eublepharis macularius, 7978 nucleotides long. RefSeq names its product afadin, adherens junction formation factor (gene AFDN). Bases 309 to 6005 code for a protein of 1898 amino acids. The transcript has 33 exons. The record is from RefSeq and is a predicted model, not a curated record. Gene Ontology annotation, cellular component: adherens junction. Gene Ontology annotation, molecular function: cell adhesion molecule binding. Gene Ontology annotation, biological process: signal transduction; regulation of protein localization. NCBI's taxonomy places the organism in Eukaryota, Metazoa, Chordata, Lepidosauria, Squamata, Eublepharidae.